This is a messenger RNA of Camarhynchus parvulus, 2565 nucleotides long. It is a transcript of the gene ZP1, whose product is annotated as zona pellucida glycoprotein 1. Gene Ontology annotation, cellular component: egg coat. Gene Ontology annotation, molecular function: structural constituent of egg coat; acrosin binding. The record is from RefSeq and is a predicted model, not a curated record. Gene Ontology annotation, biological process: binding of sperm to zona pellucida; prevention of polyspermy. Bases 1 to 2565 code for a protein of 854 amino acids. NCBI's taxonomy places the organism in Eukaryota, Metazoa, Chordata, Aves, Passeriformes, Thraupidae. The transcript is spliced from 12 exons.
AUGGGACGGAGCUGCUCCUUCCUCCUGCUCCUCUUCCUCCUGUCCCCGUGGCCCAGAGGCACCGUGGCACUCCUGCAGUACCGCCAUGACUGUGGAGAGCUGGGAAUGCAGCUCCUGGUCUUCCCGCCCCAUGGCCGCACUGUUCGCUUCAAGGUUCUGGAUGAGUUUGGCUCCCGCUUUGACGUGGCCAACUGCUCCAUCUGCCUCCACUGGCUGAAUUCCAGGGAGGACGGCUCUAUCAUCUUCUCCUCUGGCUACAAGGGCUGCCACGUCCUGUUCAAGGAGAACCGCUACGUCCUGCGGGUGCAGCUGGAGGAGCUGCUGUCCAGCGGGAUCCCCGUCACCUCCUACGAGGUCAACAUGACCUGCCCCAAGCCAGAUGGCUCUGAGAUGCUCCCAGAUGGAACCUGGGAGCAGACCCGGGACGGUGGAAUGGUGUUCUCCCACACCGGCCUGCACCAGGUCUCGGAGUCCUCCCUCACCCUCACGGGAUCCCACUUCUCAUCCCAAGAUCACGUGGAGCAGGUUCACAGCGUGGGACGGUACCAGCCCAGCUCAGUGCUUCCCGGGACCCAGCACCAUUCCAGUCCAGCCCACUCGGGGCUUCUGUCCCAGCCUGGUGGGGUUCAUCCUGUCAACCAGAUCCAGGGAAGCUUCUUCCACCCAGCAGUGCAGUCCCCCCAGCCUGGGGGCCAGAGCCAGCCAGGGUUCCUCCGCCCGGUGCUCGUAUCCCAAAACCAUCCCAGUUUGGGGCAUCACGGGGCGCAGACCCAGCCAGGGCACCUGCGUCCAGGGUCUGUAUCCCAAAACCAGCCUGGGAUGAUGCAUUCCAUGGGUCAGAACCAACCAGGGAUUCGUCCAGGGUCUGUAUUCCACAACCAGCCUGGCACGGUGCAUCAUGGGGGUCAAAACCAACCAGGGAUUCGCCCGGGAUCUGUAUCCCAAAACCAGCCUGGGAUGAUGCAUUCUGUGGGUCAGAACCAACCAGGGAUUCGCCCAGGGUCUCUAGGGAUGAUGCAUCAUGGGGGUCAAAACCAACCAGGGAUUCGCCCAGGAUCUGGAUCCCAAAAUCAUCCUGGGGGUCAAAACCAACCAGGGAUUCGCCCAGGGUCUGUAUCCUACAACCAGCCUGGCUUGACCUCCACUGGUGCCCAGACCCCGGCAGGAUUCCUGUACCCGGGAGCUCAGCCCCUAAACCAGCCAGGAAUAUCUCGUCCCAACCACCCCUCCAACUCCCAGACUGGGCUCCCAGGCCACGCUGGGCUGCUCCAUCCCGGCGCAGCUUUGGUGCACCCAGGACUCUCAUCCUGGCCAGGUUUCUUCAGCCCUGGACUCCAGGCUGAGCCCCAGCCAGGCCUGGGAGGCCCUGGGCUGCAGACCCAGCCUGGAUUGCUGCAUCCUGGGAUUCACACCCAGCCCAGCCUGCUGCAGCCCACAGCGCUCUUCUACCCCUCGCCAGGGGCAGGAACGCAGCUGACCCGGGAGCAGUGCCAGGUGCCGGUGGGCCGCAUGCCGUGCGUGGCUCCGCAGGGACGGGAUGCAUGCCUGCAGGCGGGAUGCUGCUACGAUGACAUGGACCGCACCACGCCCUGCUAUUAUGGGAAUACGGCCACCGUGCAGUGCCUGCUGGAGGGACACUUUGUCCUGGUGGUGCCGCGGGGAAUGGUGGCCCUGCCGUACAACCUGGACAGCGUGCGGCUGGCCAGCGGCCAGGCAGGAUGUGAGCCCCGCCACGUGUCCGAGGCCUUCGUCAUGUUCCGCUUCCCGGUCACCCACUGCGGCACCACCGUCCAGGUGAUCGAGGACAUGCUGGUCUAUGAGAACCAGCUGAUCUCCACCAUCGAUGUCCAGGGAUCCCCCCGUGGCUCCGUCACUCGGGACAGCGUCUACAUUCUCCGAGCUCGGUGCAUCUACAACUCCAGCGACCUCCUUCCCUUGGGAGUGGAGGUGGCCGUGCCCCCCACAGCCACCCCCCUGGCCAUGCUGGGCCCGCUGGGGCUCCAGCUGCGCAUUGCCACCGAUGAAUCCUACAGCUCCUACCACGCUGUGGGUGACUUCCCCCUGGUGAGGGUGCUCCGGGACCCCAUUUACGUGGAAGUCCGGCUGCUCCAGAAGACGGAUCCCAAUUUGGUGCUGGUGCUGCACCACUGCUGGGCCUCCCCUGGCUCCCACGCCACAUCCCAGCCCCAGUGGCCCAUCCUGGUGGAAGGGUGUCCCUUCCAAGGGGACAACUACAGGACACGGCUGAUUCCGAUGGGUCCGGCCUCUCCGGAGCUGCCCUUCCCAAGCCACUACCAGCGCUUUGUCAUCUCAACCUUCGCCUUUGUGGAGCCCCCUGGAAUGGCUGUGCUGCAGGGGGAGGUGUACAUCUCCUGCAGCGCCUCCGUGUGCCACCUGGCCCAGCCGGAGCCCUGCCGGCCCUCCUGCCAGCUGGGAGUGCCCUCACGAGUGCGGAGGUCUCCGGGGGAUAGGAGCACAGGUGACAGCAUGGGCACAGUCACAUCCCAAGGAUGCCUUGUCUUUCCUGAGGCUCCCAAGAGAGGGGGAACUCAGCAGAGAGGUUGA